This is a messenger RNA of Caenorhabditis remanei, 804 nucleotides long. RefSeq lists its product as uncharacterized. NCBI's taxonomy places the organism in Eukaryota, Metazoa, Nematoda, Chromadorea, Rhabditida, Rhabditidae. The record is from RefSeq and is a predicted model, not a curated record. Bases 1 to 804 code for a protein of 267 amino acids. The transcript is spliced from 3 exons.
AUGGCGGUUGGUGUGUUGGUGCUUCUCUACAUGGCGAUGACCAUUUUCAUGGUCCAAGUUUGUUCAAAGAAGAAGAAAGUAAAAGAAACGGCGAAAGUACGUGGAGACGUUCCAUUGUCUGGGUUCGGGACAACUACCACGACAGAUGUACACGCUGCUGAUGGCGCUGCCGUUCCGAGUUCCCUGAUGAAAAAACCAGAUGAGGUGAAGCCAGAAAACGGGAAAUCGAAAGAAGACGAGGCGAAGGAGGGUGAAAAGAAGGAAGAUGAGAAGAAGGAGGAUGAGAAGAAGAAGGAUUCUAAUGAGAAGGAAGAUGGAAAGAAGGAAGAAGAAGGGGAUGGAGGAAAGAAGAAGAAGAAGGAUUCAGAUGAGAAGGAUAAGAAAGAGGAAGAGGGGAAGAAGGAUGAUGAGAAGAAGAAAGAAGAGAGUAAGAAGAAGGUUGAGAAGUCGGGGAAGUCAGUGAAGCCGGAGGAGAAGAAAGAGGAGAAUGUGGAGAAGAAAGAAGAAGAAAAAGAGAAGAAGGAGGAAUCAAAGAAGGAGAAAAAGCCGGAAAAGGUGGAGGAGAAGGGAGCGAAUGUCCCAAAAACAAUUCCGCUGACGAAGAAAGAAGAAGCAAUUGCUGCAGGUCUGAAGGUCGAUAAGAAGGCUUAUCAGACAAUGAAUGAUGUCGAAAGCGAUUGGGAUUCCAUUAAGAAGAAGAAGACAAAGGGAACAAAAGAAGAAGAGCCGGACAAGAAGGAUGAGAAAAAAGAAGAGAAGAAGGAAGGAGAAGGAGAGAAGAAGGAGGAAAAGAAGGACGAGUAA